Molecule: messenger RNA, 3366 nt
Organism: Cucurbitaria berberidis CBS 394.84
Lineage: Eukaryota; Fungi; Ascomycota; Dothideomycetes; Pleosporales; Cucurbitariaceae
Product: MATE efflux family protein
Exons: 3
Coding region: 1-3366 (1121 amino acids)
Biological process (GO): xenobiotic detoxification by transmembrane export across the plasma membrane; protein import into peroxisome matrix; protein monoubiquitination
Cellular component (GO): peroxisomal membrane; peroxisomal importomer complex
Molecular function (GO): antiporter activity; protein binding; zinc ion binding
Source: RefSeq, a predicted model, not a curated record
AUGGAAUUCCUCCCCACCCUCCAACACGGCAUAGACGACCUCAAACCCUCCCUCUUCGAACUCCUCUCCGAACAACAACUCGCAUCGCUCCUUCCCCCGUCUCUCCGCUACCUCCUCGCCAUCUCCACACACCGCUAUCCACGCUACCUACUCCCCGUGCUAAACUCGUUCGAUGAGGUCUAUGCCGUCGUCAUGCUGCUCGUAGAGCGCCACUUCCUACGCACCUAUGGCGGGAGCUUUACCGAGAACUUCUAUGGCUUGAAGCGGGCACGCGUCUUGAAAAUCAGGGGCGGCGAAAUACCGCGCGCGCAACUUGGGGCGAGUGAAAGCGUACGGGAGGCGGUCAAGCUGGGGUCAGGAGAUGUGUGGAAGAACCUCGCCGUCUUGGUGGGUUUACCGUGGCUGAAGCGCAAGUUGGACGAGGGAUACGAUGUCCACGCUGCACAUGCGAAUCUGCUCGGCCCCGGGUACAACAGAGAUAGAGAUGGCUUAAGAGGCGGAUCGAGCAUAAAGGAGAGGCUCAUGUACUAUUACAAGUGGUUUCUGCGGAACGUAUAUCCGUCGGUCAACGCAGCGUACUACUUCUCCCUCCUCGUUUUCAACAUGGCGUACCUAUUCGAUGACACGAAAUACCACUCGCCCUUCAUGUGGCUGAUUGGUUCGAGGAUGAGAAGAUUGGGCGAUGCGGAUCACAGGGCCAUCGCGCUUGCAACCGCACCAAGGAAGGUCGGGCCUGCAAGACCUGGGGAGGGGGGCUCGAUUUUCAGCCCGAGGAAUCUUGCGAGGAGUGUAGAGCCGAGACUGCUCAGCUCACUAAAGAUACUACUCCCGACCAGUAUCUUUGCGCUCAAGUUCUUGGAGUGGUGGCAUGCGAGUGACUUCGCGAGACAGCUGUCCAGGAAAGCGGCGGAGAAUAUUGAGUUACCGCCGCCGAUAUUGCCUUCUCUGCCACGAUCUACAGCAAAACAGUCGGAUCGCAGCGAAAAGUUGCAGCUGUCAUCUUCAGCUUCCAACAAACUGCAACGCAUCGACCCACCAAUAUCCUCCACAUCACUGCUCCCCAUCCUCACUGUCCCAACACCACCAUCCUCACACCUCUGUCCCAUCUGCGUUAGACCCAUCACAACACCCACAGCCUCGCCAACGGGCUUUGUGUACUGCUACACGUGCAUACAUCGCUGGGUGGAAGGGGAACACGACCGGCAGGUGGCUUUUAUCGAGGGCUCUGCUGGCUUUGUGAAUGGUGAGGAAGGAGAGGAAAUGGAGGACGAGGGCUGGGGUAAGGAAGAGGGGAGCAGAGAAGGGAGGUGGGAGAGUGGGAAAGGGAGGGAUGCCGUUACAGGCCGGCGAGUUCUUGGUGGGACUGAAGGGCUGAGGAGGGCAAUGGCCCCGCCAUCAUCACCGCCAGCGGAACAUGCCGUCACCAGCUUUGCAAACGAUGUCACGUCUCAGAUGGAAGGCUUCGCCCAUUCUCAAGACAUUGCAGAAGAAGCUAUUGCACGAGACCUAGAUGACGACGAUUCGUCAUCAGAAGACAAUGACGAUGAUGAUAGCUCCUCCGGCUCCUCGACAGUGCGCCAGUUUUCCAUGAUAAACUCUUAUCGCCGGCCUUCAUAUGUUAACCCAGGCUCCCGAGCCACAGCCAUCAUAUCCUCAAGUGUACCAGACCGGGUUUUUUUAUCUACAUCGUGGAAGAAACAUAGCCAUCUAUCGAAGAAAGAGAGGGAAUCGGUUCGAGAAGAGGAGCGGAGUCUACUCCGUGAUAACAACCUCCUGCUACCCAAACAUCCUCGAUCAGGAAGUGCGGGACAAUCCAAUCAUCUGGGUACCAAGUUGUCAUUCUCCGUACUACGAAAAGUCAAAAGUACGCCAGAUGAGGAGACAUUCAUUGACUCGCAACCGUCUGAGCGAACAGCGCUUCUAGAGGCUGGAGGUGAUCCAGGUCAACCGUAUGGAGGCUUGGACUCGCCGCGGACCAUCAAUCACAAGUGGAAUGAGGCGGUUGCAGCAGGAAAGAUUAAUACGAGCUGGCAGCGAGAGGCGAAAGUCCUAACCAAGAGCUCGGCACCGCUGAUACUAACGUUCUUGCUGCAGUACAGUCUCCCAGUAGCUAGUGUCUUCACAGUCGGCCACAUUGGCAAAACAGAACUGGGCGCCGUGAGCCUAGCCAGUAUGACCGCCUCUAUAACAGGCUAUGCCGUUUACCAAGGCCUCGCAACCUCCCUUGACACCCUCUGCGCACAAGCUUAUGGCUCUGGACGCCCGCAUCUUGUUGGCCUACAACUCCAGCGCAUGCUCUAUUUCCUACUCCUCAUAACGAUUCCGAUAUCUCUCAUCUGGGCAUUUGGUACCCAAAUCCUCUCCAAAAUCGUUCCUGAAAAGGAAACGGCACGCUUGGCGGGUUUAUAUCUUAAAGUUCUUAUCGCUGGUGCGCCGGGCUAUGCAGCUUUUGAGAGCGGGAAAAGAUAUGUACAAGCACAGGGCUUGUUCAGUGCAACAAUGUACAUCCUUCUCAUCUGCGCACCGUUGAACGCGUUCUUGAACUGGUUACUGGUAUGGCACUUAGGCUGGGGCUUCAUUGGCGCACCUAUCGCAGUCGCCAUUACCGAGAAUAUUCUCCCUCUCUUGCUAUUCCUCUACGUCCGCUUCAUCGACGGCUACCAGUGCUGGGGUGGCUUCGACCGUCGAGCACUGAAAAAUUGGAUGCCUAUGAUUAGACUCGCUCUUCCAGGACUAAUCAUGGUACUCGCAGAGUUUCUGGCGUUUGAGAUCUUAACACUAAGCUCUAGUUGGCUUGGACCUACCGAACUUGCAGCGCAGAGUGUAUUAGGAACGAUCACGGGAAUCACCUUUCAAAUUCCGUUUCCGGUUAGUAUUGCGGCUUCGACGCGGAUUGCGAACUUGAUUGGAGCGACGCUUGCUGUUCCUGCAAAAAUGGCGGCGAAGGUGUCCAUCUUCGCCUCCGUUUUGGUCGGUAUUUUCAAUCUCCUCCUGCUUUCAUUACUGCGAGAGGCCAUUCCAAGGCUCUUUACGCCAGACAAGGAUGUCAUCAAUAUGGUCGCAGCGCUCCUCCCUCUUUGCGCCACAUUCCAGGUCUUUGAUGCGCUGGCGGCGAACUGCAAUGGGAUCUUGCGAGGCCUAGGACGGCAGGAGAUUGGUGGAUAUGUGGGGCUAUUUGCAUACUACGUGGUUGGCGUACCGAUUAGUUUCGGGACUGGCUUCGGUGCUCAAUGGGGAUUGUAUGGGCUCUGGAGUGGACCAGCUAUUGCCUUGGGCAUUGUUGCAGCAAUUGAAGGAGUGUUCAUUUACAGGACGAGUUGGGAAAAGGCGGUUGAGGAUGCAAAGGCAAGGAACGCUGCAAACUAA